Messenger RNA from Drosophila takahashii, 1158 nucleotides. The record is from RefSeq and is a predicted model, not a curated record. Lineage: Eukaryota; Metazoa; Arthropoda; Insecta; Diptera; Drosophilidae.
AUGACAAGCAUUGUUAACUUGAAUGACAAGUGCCUACUUAAAAUUUUAGAGUUCCUGGAUCUUGGGGGACAACUGCUCCUGUGGGAGGCUACUGAUCCCAAAUCACGCCUGAACAAGGUGAUUUCAAACUGCUGGCAGAGCCGAAACAACCACUCUUUACAUGAUCAGGGAUAUUCUUUCCGUAGUUUUAGCUUUCCUAGUGUACGGGAAUUAGACUAUUCGCUGGAGAAAUCCGAUACAGACGAUAUAGAGACUUUGGUAAUUUGCUUUCCCCUAAUAGAGUCCUUUAAAUUAAGAGUUAAGAAUGAGGAUCCUACCUUUGAACUAUUCUCUGGUCAUCAUAUGGUCAGGUGGGAGCACCUAAGGAAAUUGGACAUUGUCGCUGCCUUUGAGCACUUGAAAACUAAAUGUUUUCAAGACAUCUGCCAGAGAUUGCAGCUUAAGUUUCUAAGUGUGACGUGGAGAGAUUCCGAGGAGGACGCCUAUGUAGAAGCCAUAGGCAAAUUGCAGGAACUGGAGGAACUGCAUUUGGAACUGAUGCUUCUCAGCAGGGAAAACACGAUACAUCUAUUGUCUCUGCCUAAGCUAAAGAAACUUCGCCUUGAUGAAUUCGAAGAUGUGGAGGAUUUGAUCGACAACGUGGUCGAAAUGCGGGGACAGGAUGUUGUAUCCUUUACCUGUAACGAGAACUUUUGGCUUUGGCUCACUCCCAACCGUUUCCAAAAUGUGCGAAAAGUGUGCAUUUUGAAUGAAGGAGUCGUGGAUGGAAUAUGGAGUCUAGAAAGCUUUAACGACGAUCUUAAAGAAUUUCCUUGCUUGACAGAAUUGUAUAUGGUGGACAUCACCAUUUGGCAGACUGGCGAUGAGUUUUGGGAGAUGAUAGCCUUCCUUCCCCAGCUGCAGCUACUAUAUUUGCAAAAUCACGAAAUUGAGGAAGGAUUCUUGGAGUUCAGUGCAGCGACUAUGGACAAGGCUUUAUAUCAACGGAAAGAUCCUUUGGUCAUACAUUUUUUGGAAACUACUCAAGAGGAUUUGCCCGAUGAACCGGUGAAUUCGGAACCAGCGAUUCUCACCGGUUCGCCGGCGAGCGAAUCAAUGCAGCUGAACCAGCGUCGCGGUUCCGAUUCCAGUUCCAGCUCCAGCAUCCCCACGGAAUAA